GGGGUGAAGCGGGGGGUGAACUUGGGAAGCCCUCCGAACCUUGAAAACCCGGCUUCUCUUUCCUUUUGCCGUUGGGAAACUUGGGUUGUUUGGGGACAGACGGGUUAAAGGAAGAUUGGGAGGCAUUAUUUACUGUCUUCACGGGAUGAGUGAAGUUGGUAACUUUUCCAUUCAUGGUAGUGAGCGGAUCUUAGCCUUAGCCUCUGAGAGCCCUUAUUAAAGAGAAACUUCCUGAUUUUCUGGAUCUGAGGGGUAUGACCAUUUCCAAGUUAUUUGUGUCCUGUCCGUGGAACAGUGCUUGGAAGGAGGCCACGGAGUGCACGUUGAAUUCAAAAGCUGGACUGGCCAUUAUGGAGGAGGAGCUGCAGCAUUCACACUGUGUGACUUGUGUCAGUAGACGGUGUAUGAUCAGACCGGAGCCUGGGAUUUCCUGUGACUUGAUUGGUUGUCCACUGGUUUGUGGAGCAGUUUUCCAUUCUUGUAAAGCUGAUGAGCAUCGACUUUUAUGUCCAUUUGAACGAGUGCCUUGCUUAAAUAGUGAUUUCGGAUGUCCGUUUACAAUGGCUCGAAAUAAAGUUGCUGAACAUCUGGAAAUGUGUCCUGCAAGUGUGGUGUGCUGUACUAUGGAGUGGAACCGAUGGCCAGUUAGUUACGCAGAUCGGAAAUCGUAUGAAAAUCUAAGCAGAGAUGUCGAUGAAGUGGCACAAUUAGAUAUGGCCUUGGCCCUUCAAGACCAAAGGAUGCUCUUAGAGUCUCUCAAAGUAGCCACCAUGAUGUCAAAAGCAACUGAUAAAGUGGCAGAACCUAGAGAACAAAUCUCAGUUAAAUCAAGUGUCCCGGAAAUACCACAUACUAAUGGUUUGGUAUCUGUUGAUGAAGAAUCUUAUGGUGCACUUUAUCAAGCUACUGUAGAAACAACCAGAAGUUUGGCUGCUGCCUUAGAUAUCCUGAAUACCGCCACAAGAGACAUUGGCAUGUUAAGUACAAGUCUUUGUGCUUCCCCAAAUGAAGUGAAUGAAGAGCAAAAUGCCAGAGAAAGCUUGCAGAAUAGACACUUGAAAGACCAGGACCAUCUUUAUGAGGAGGAGAUAGGAGCAGUAGGUGGAAUUGAUCAUAAUGACGCAAGUCUGAAUUUCCAGUCUGAACAAAAUGGCUCAAGUGAUUUAUUGUAUGACUCGAACACCAGUUCUUAUGGCACUUCUGCUCUUUGUAAUGGCUUUUCUUUGGAAAAUAUAUGUACACAGGCCAUAGACCAAAGUCAGAAAUUACAUGGUGAUUCAAAACAAAGUAACUUAACAAAUGGAGAAUGUAUAGCAUCAGAUGGCACUUCAGAUCCUUCCAGUUCACUUUCAGUAGCAGCACAACUUAAUGCUUUGCCUAAUGGCACAGUUCAGCACAUCCUCAUGCCAGAUGGUGAGGAUGAAGGAGAAUUGUGUUGGAGAAAAGUAGACUUAGGGGACUUGAGGAAUGUGGAUGUCUUAUCUUUCAGUCAUCCUCCUUCAUUCAAAUUUCUUUCUAAUUCAUGUUGGUCCAAACCAAAAGAAGAUAAAGCAGUAGAUACAUCAGAUUUGGAAGUUGCAGAAGAUCCAAUGGGCCUCCAAGGAAUAGAUCUAAUCACAGCAGCAUUACUGUUUUGUCUAGGAGAUUCUCCAGGUGGGAGGGGUAUAUCUGAUAGUCGCAUGGUUGAUGUAUAUCACAUUGAUUUUGGGACUCAGACUUUUUCACUUCCAUCUGCAAUAUUAGCUACAAAUACAAUGGUUGGGGAGAUAGCUUCAGCUUCUGCUUGUGAUCAUGCCAAUCCACAGCUUUCAAAUCCAAGUCCUUUUCAGACACUUGGGCUGGAUUUAGUAUUGGAAUGUGUCGCUAGGUAUCAACCCAAGCAGCGUUCAAUGUUUACAUUUGUUUGUGGACAGUUAUUUAGAAGAAAAGAAUUUUCUUCCCAUUUUAAGAAUGUGCAUGGUGACAUUCAUGCUGGACUCAAUGGCUGGAUGGAACAGAGGUGUCCUUUAGCAUAUUAUGGUUGUACCUACUCUCAGCGUAGAUUUUGUCCAUCAACCCAAGGAGCAAAGAUUAUACAUGACCGCCAUUUGAGGUCAUUUGGAGUUCAGCCUUGUGUAUCUACAGUUUUAGUGGAGCCUGCUAGAAACUGUGUGUUGGGAUUACAUAGUGACCAUCUAAGUAGUCUUCCUUUUGAGGUCCUGCAACAUAUUGCAGGCUUUCUUGAUGGCUUCAGUUUAUGCCAGCUCUCAUGUGUAUCCAAGUUAAUGAGGGAUGUAUGUGGCAGCCUGCUUCAGUCACGUGGAAUGGUCAUACUGCAGUGGGGGAAAAAGAAGUAUCCAGAAGGAAAUUCAUCAUGGCAAAUAAAAGAAAAGACUUCGAGUAUGUUGUCCCUAACACAAUACCUACAUUUGAACAUUUGCAAUAUGGCUGACAGUAUGCUAAUAAGCAUUUUACUUCUGUUAAUGUAUUUAAUCUACUGUCCCUAUUUUAUGGAUGAAGAAACUGAAGUUUAGAGAAGUUAAGUAACUUGUCCAACUAAUUGAUGCAUUCAGACCUAGGGAACCUGUCUCUGGAACUUGCGUUCUUCAUCUUCUCACUAUAUUUCCUCCUUACUCUACAGAUCUUACUUCCUCAGGAAAGCCUUCUGGAAUCCCCACCCUUCAGGGAGGUGCGCUGCUCUGUGUUCGUGUGGCGCCUGGUUAUGUUCUCCUACUAGAGCACUCUGCUGUUUUGUAAUUCACUGAUGAAUUGUCAGUUUUUUUUCAUCAGACUGUAAGUUCCUUGAGAAGUGAGACUCUGGGAACUAAAAUAUCUACUGCCUAGCACAGCACCGCCAUAUAGCAGGCACUAAUGUACUCGAGGAAUACUUUUGAAAGAACAAUUGCCCCAUGACUAAGAAACCUUGUCAUCAGGAGGUGGGAAUCAUCCAGUUUUUCCUGAGUUUGUUUCACCAGACUCUUAAUUAAUUGUGUGGAAGUAGGGAGGCUGUCUGCCACCAUUGAAUCUUAAACGAAUUUGUUCUGCUGAAGUUUAACAAAACUCCUAAUUCUUCCUCUAGUUUCAUAGCUAUAGGGGAUUGUAAGGGAUGCUGAUGACAUUUGUAAUGUCUGUUGGUAGCUGCUCUCUCAGACUCAUAGGAAAUAACUCCAUGCAGGAGGAAUGGUUGGUAUAACCCCAAGGGAUACAGGGAGUAAGUACCCUCUGUGCUGAACAGCGGUGACCUCUAUUGCCAGCUGACAACUAAGUGUUC
Messenger RNA from Lynx canadensis (Canada lynx), 3250 nucleotides. RefSeq names its product F-box protein 30 (gene FBXO30). Gene Ontology annotation, molecular function: protein binding; zinc ion binding; ubiquitin protein ligase activity. The transcript has 3 exons. Bases 255 to 2513 code for a protein of 752 amino acids. The record is from RefSeq and is a predicted model, not a curated record. Lineage: Eukaryota; Metazoa; Chordata; Mammalia; Carnivora; Felidae.